Notothenia coriiceps (black rockcod) is the source of this 1386-nucleotide messenger RNA. RefSeq lists its product as uncharacterized. The coding region runs from base 230 to 928 and encodes 232 amino acids. The transcript is spliced from 3 exons. The record is from RefSeq and is a predicted model, not a curated record. NCBI's taxonomy places the organism in Eukaryota, Metazoa, Chordata, Actinopteri, Perciformes, Nototheniidae.
CACAGUUUGUAACCAGUGCUCUUCUAAUGUUAUUUUUUUUUAGUUAGAUUUUUCUCACAUAUUUACCAACUACAACCCCGUCACAUUAAAUCGAAAGCACCUAAGGCAUCGGAAGCUGCCACCUCGGAGACACCUGUCCACGCUUCUCAGAGUGCGUUCAACAUGUGGAAAUAAUUUACACCUAACAACACUCCAUCAAUCUUUCCCAUCUGGAUGAAACCUGGCAGAGAUGCAGGCUGGUUAUCAGGUAACCAGCAUCACACGUCUCCAGAUCCCUCCCACACCUGAGACUCUCGUCUUCCAGGCCAUCAUUAACCCUAAGAGGGGUAUGGAGGGCCCCCCGCAGACGCCACAACCCCCCAGGACCUGUGGCUCUCCAGGGGGUUCUGGGAGAUCCUGCUGGAGCCUGGAUGCGCGGAUAGCUGUUCUUCUGGUGACUCUUGCAGGAGCUUUAAUACUGCUGCUGCUCUACAAACUCUUACAGCUGAGACACAGGCUGAGUAUGGCACGGGCGAGGCACGCGCUGGAGUACUACAGCUUCUACCACAGCGCUACCUACACACUCAAACACGCAGCGUCAUGUCAGGAACUACCAGACAAAAACGGGACGGUCCCUGCAGGAAGACCACCACCUUUACAAACUGUAUCCCUGGUGACACCCGCUGUCAUCACCCCAUUACCGCCCCCAUCUCCUGCGCUGCCUUCGCCUCUGCUCCACACCCCACUUUCUCUUACUCCAACACCUUCAGUCCUGGCCUUCCCUCUCCACCUGCCUGGAACCCACACCACCCCACCGAGCCCUCACCUGUCCUGGGGCGCCUGCUCAGACGCAGAUAUAUACUCUCGGAUCGGAGCUUUCAGGCCCUCCAGGCUCUCCAGCCUCUCCAACCAUUCAAAAGUCAUCCUAUUCGAGCACUCUUCUCUCUGACCUAUCUAUGAUGCAAAACAAAACUGGAGAUAAAAACAUUUGAUAAGACUGCAGUGAUUACCUAAAGGGAGUUGUAAGAAAUGUUCUUCUAAUGGACUGAUAAUCACGAUGAUUAAGUGUUGGCUUAGAGUGAUCUAUACUAAAUACUAGACAGUAUACUGCGUAAUAAUUCUUAUUCAAAGUUCAGAUUUGAAUUCAGACUUUAAGGGCCAUCCAAAACCUUGCGUUUUUGUGAAACAUUCAAUUUGUUUAUGUACUAUCCAUUUACAGUACAAUUACCUUACUUUGUGCCAGACCUCUGAAAUGUCCAGUUCAGACUGGUGGAAGUUAAGAGAACUGAAGACUUUAUAUAAAUGUAUCACAGCCUUAUAUAUUAGUUGUGAGGCAGUCCUGACGUUUGCAUUGUUGGCUUAACUUUAUUUUCUGUCUUACUUGCUGAUAAUACAAUUCCUAAAUUA